AGUCAAAGUCAACCAUCGACGGUCGCGAGUCGCGUCCACGUAGUCGAUAACGAUCCACAGCACGGUUCCAGGUUCCAGGGUUUAAGGGUUCCGCGGACUCAACGGGAGACGGAGUGCCAGCAUCCAACAUCCAUUAGCCUCACUUCGUAAAUCAUGUUUGCAGUGGCCUUGACGGUGGCGGCCUUGGUUUUGGCCGGCCAGCAGGAGGUCUGCCGGGCGCAGGUCUCCAUCCACACGGACGCCAACACGAAUUCGUACAGCCUGAAGACACCCGGACUGCAGCAGACCUUCACCCGGUAUUACGGAGGAGCGGCCAAGACGACGCAGCCCCAGAACCAGCAGGUGGAGCAGGAGCAGGAGCAGGUGCAGGAACAGCUGCAAAAUCCCGCCCACUUCGGCGUCUUCUCGCCGUCGGGACAGCAGUAUCCGGCCGCCUAUGCGCAACCAGGACUCCGGGGCGGUGGCAAGCUCAAGGCCACGCCCGUCUCCCUUCUGCAGCAGCAGCAGCAGCAGCUCCUGGCGCAGCAGCAGCAGCAACUCCUGGCCGCCACGACGCCGCAGGGAGCGGUAGCGGGAGCUGGGCCAGGAUCGGGAUCGGGAUCGGGAUCGGGGGUGGGCGUGGGCGGUGUGGGGGGCGUGGGCAACAUACCCAGCUACGCGGACCAGAUGCACGCCGCCUUCCUGGACUACCAGCGCCAGCGGGCGGAGUUCGAGCAGCAACAGCAGCAGUUGCUGCAGAAGCUCUACCACCACUAUCCGGAUGUCUCCGCCUCCCUGGCUCCCGGCCAGAUCCAGUCGCAGUCCCAGCCCCAUGCACCCCCAUCCGAUGAAGGAGCAGCCGGAGUCCUGGGCGGAGUGGGCGUGGCACCGCAGACGGCAGCCGGCCGCUUCGUCUACCGUCGGCCGCAGUUCAGCAGCAAUGGCCUGCAGCCCGGCGGUCCGGGAUUCUCGGGAGGAUCGGGAGGAUCUCCUCCGGCAUUGGCUGUGCCCCAGCGCACUGUGGCUGGCGGCGGGGCCGGCGACUUCUACUCCACGCAGCAGCACAUGGGCUUCAUGCAACAGCAGCAGCAGGACAUCCUCCGUGACCAGCAGCAGUCGGUGGCCCAGCAGUUUGCCACCAGCCAGCUGGCGCCCACCACACGGCAGAGCUACGGCAUGGCCGUGCCCAUGUCCUCCGUGCUGGGCUCCCCCUCCUACCAGCAGUCCCCGGACGUCUCCCACGUCAGCUUCUCGAGCGGCAACCUCAACUACAGCUUCUAGUCGGAGCUGGGUGGUCCCAUCCCUCAUUCCUCAUUCCUCAUCCCCCCAUCCCCGGUGACUCAUAUAACUAGUAUUUACAUAUGUUUUGGAGCUCUUAAGUUUUUUUUUUUCAUAUUUUUUUUGCGUAAAUUUUCGUGGUAUUUGAUAAGAGGAAUUGUGUAGGGCAAGCAAGAAUAAAUUUUGUAAGUGACGAUA
Messenger RNA from Drosophila rhopaloa, 1455 nucleotides. RefSeq names its product neurogenic protein mastermind. NCBI's taxonomy places the organism in Eukaryota, Metazoa, Arthropoda, Insecta, Diptera, Drosophilidae. The record is from RefSeq and is a predicted model, not a curated record. The coding region runs from base 154 to 1260 and encodes 368 amino acids. The transcript has 2 exons.